Molecule: messenger RNA, 3495 nt
Organism: Hevea brasiliensis (rubber tree)
Lineage: Eukaryota; Viridiplantae; Streptophyta; Magnoliopsida; Malpighiales; Euphorbiaceae
Product: SCY1-like protein 2 B
Exons: 14
Coding region: 270-3056 (928 amino acids)
Biological process (GO): protein phosphorylation
Molecular function (GO): ATP binding; protein kinase activity
Source: RefSeq, a predicted model, not a curated record
AAAUAUCAAUUUACAGGGAGAGAGAGAACUCCAGAGAGAGAAAGAGGGAAAAGAAGUGGACCGAAAGGAAAAGAUGAGCCAGCUUAUUGAUUUCUGACUUCGAUUCCUUUCUCCUCCACCACCACCACCACCACCACCGACACCACCGCCUCCUCCUCUUUCCGCUCAAAGAACCUACAAAUAUAUCAAUAUAGAGAGUUAGACACCUAUAUAUACAUAUUUAUUGAUUUGUAAUUUGGUGGCUUCUAUAUAGUCUCAGAUAGAAGAAAAUGUCUCUGAACAUGAAAACCCUAACGCAAGCGCUUGCCAAGACGGCAGCGGUGAUCGAGAAGACCGUGCAGACGACCGUACAGGAAGUAACCGGUCCAAAGCCCUUGCAGGACUAUGAGCUCCUCGACCAGAUCGGCUCCGCUGGACCUGGCCUUGCUUGGAAAUUAUACUCUGCUAAGUCUGCACGUGAUUCCACGCGCGCACACCAGUAUCCCACUGUUUGUGUUUGGGUACUGGACAAGAGGACAUUGUCGGAGGCUCGUGUCCGGGCGGGACUGUCGAAGGCGGCGGAGGACUCGUUUCUGGAUGUGAUUCGGGCUGAUGCAUCGCGUUUGGUGAGGCUGAGGCAUCCAGGAGUGGUGCAUGUGGUGCAGGCAUUGGAUGAGAAUAAGAAUGCGAUGGCUAUGGUGACGGAGCCGCUCUUUGCGUCAGUAGCCAAUGCGCUUGGAAACCUGGAGAAUGUGGAGAAGGUGCCUAAGGAGCUGAAGGGAAUGGAAAUGGGUUUGUUGGAGAUGAAACAUGGUUUACUCCAAAUUGCUGAAACUUUGGAUUUUCUCCACAACAAUGCACGUCUCAUUCAUCGGGCUAUAUCACCUGAGAAUAUCCUAAUCACUUCAAGCGGAGCUUGGAAGCUUGGUGGAUUUGGAUUUACAAUCACAACAGAUCAGGCUUCAGGCGACUUGCCUAUUUCUCAGGCCUUUCAUUAUGCUGAGUACGACGUUGAGGAUUCUGUGCUGCCACUUGAGCCAUCUCUGAAUUAUACUGCUCCUGAACUUGUUCGGAGCAAAUCACCUUCAGCUGGAUGCUCUUCUGAUAUUUUCAGUUUUGGAUGUCUUGUCUACCACUUGAUUGCUCGCAAGCCUUUGUUUAACUGCCACAACAAUGUCAAGAUGUACAUGAAUACUUUGAAUUACUUGUCUAGUGAAGCUUUCUCCUCUAUUCCGCAAGAAUUAGUUCCUGACCUGCAGAGGAUGAUCUCUGCAAAUGAAUCUUUCAGGCCAACAGCAAUAGAUUUUACAGGUUCUCCGUUUUUCCGGAAUGACACUAGGUUGCGUGCUCUUCGCUUCCUGGACCACAUGCUUGAAAGAGAUAAUAUGCAGAAGUCUGAGUUCUUGAAAGCAUUAUCAGAUAUGUGGAAAGAUUUUGACUCCCGUGUACUGCGGUAUAAGGUACUUCCACCAUUAUGUGCAGAACUUAGGAAUAUGGUGAUGCAGCCAAUGAUUCUUCCAAUGGUUCUCACAAUAGCAGAGUCUCAGGAUAAAAAUGAUUUUGAGCUAUCAACACUUCCAGCUCUCAUUCCUGUCCUGAAUACUGCUGCUGGCGAGACACUACUGCUGCUUGUAAAACGUGCUGAAAUCAUUAUCAACAAGACGACUCAGGAGAACUUAAUAUCCCAUGUCUUGCCAUUGCUCGUUCGAGCUUAUGAUGAUACUGAUCCGCGCAUUCAAGAGGAAGUCCUGAAAAAAUCUUCAUCUCUUGCUAAGCAACUUGAUGUUCAGCUAGUGAAACAUUCAAUUUUGCCUCGUGUCCAUGGAUUAGCACUAAAAACAACCGUUGCUGCGGUAAGAGUCAAUGCUCUGUUAUGCUUGGGGGAUCUUGUUCACAAACUAGAUAAACAUGCUGUUCUGGAAAUCUUGCAAACACUUCAACGUUGUACAGCUGUUGACCGUUCUGCUCCUACCCUUAUGUGUACCCUUGGGGUUGCAAAUUCAAUUUUUAAGCAGUAUGGAGUAGAAUUUGUGGCAGAGCAUGUCCUUCCUCUGCUUAUCCCUCUUCUCACUUCCCAACAAUUAAAUGUUCAGCAGUUUGCCAAAUAUAUGCUCUUUGUAAAAGAUAUCCUCAGGAUAAUAGAAGAAAAAAGAGGAGUUACAGUUACUGAUUCUGGAAUUCCAGAGGUAAAGACGGCACCUUUUCCCAAUGGGCUUCAGUCUCAAGCCUUGAGCAAAACAAGUGGAACUGUUGCUCCAGCUUCAAAAAGUAGCUCUUCAUGGGAUGAGGAUUGGGGUCCUGUCUCGAAAGGACCUACCACUAGAAACCAGCUUUCUACAAGCAAGCCAUUGUCUACUACCUCUGUUUUGAGUAAUCAACCAAUUCAAUUAACUUCUUUGAAAUCAGAAUCUUCCUUGAUCUCUGCUGUACCUGGUCAGCAAACAACUUCAUCAUGCCCUCCAGUUGACAUAGAAUGGCCUCCUCGGGCAUCUUCAGGUGUAACCCCUCAAUUACGUGAUGCUGAUAAGCAAUUGAACACGGGAGCAUCAUCUUCAAGUUUUGAUGAUCUAGAUCCUUUUGCUAAUUGGCCUCCGAGACCUAGUGGUACUUCCAGUGCAUCUGGAACUUCUAAUAAUGGUUCAUUGGGAUCAAUGGGAAAUAAUUAUAGUACCAGCUUGAAUGCGAGCACGCCCAACAGUAUGAAUUUCCAAGCUAAUGGAAAUAAUAGCUGGGCCUUCAGCAAUCAAAGUUCAUCUGAGCUGUUGAAAUCAAACCAAGGGAUUUCUACAAUGAGUGCUGGUAGUUUGAACAGUGGUCAUAAUCCUCAGAAAUCAAUUGGUUUCAUGAAACAAAAUCAAGGUAUGUCUGCUUUGGGUCCAUAUAAUGAUAAGAAAUCAACAGAUCUUGGAUCAAUAUUUGGUUCCAGCAAAAACGAGCAGCUUGCACCUAAACUUGCUCCGCCACCAUCAACUGCUGUGGGCAGAGGAAGAGGAAUAGGAAGAGGGGCCACUUCUACUUCAAGAUCUACCCAUGCCAAACCACAGUCGGAACAGCCAUCCCUUUUGGACUUGCUGUAAUGGACUGGAUUGCCUCUAUCACGUGAAAGGAGGGCUGAAAAAAGAGAGGUUCAAGUAGCCGUGAGCCAUUCUAUGCAGCGACGCAGUUGGAUUUUAUGUUAAAAACGGUGGAUUCUAAGUUCAUUUGGGGCGAGAGAUUCUCAAUGGCCAUAGUGAAUGGCAUGGUUUGUCGAGUGAUUUUCGUGAGUUUGUAGCUUAUUCUGACGGACCCUUUUGUUUUCUCUUUUUUUUUGGGUCUUUAAAAAAAAAAAGAAGGUAUGUUAUGCUGUUUAGUUGGAACAGUUAGGCUUUUUGAUGUUUGAAAAUAGUUUUUGCUGGAAAUGUAUUUUUCAAAACAAUUCCAGUUCCAGCAACUGGUUUAGAAAUAAUUAAAAGAAAUACUUGUCUGUACUCAAAUAUUAAUUUCUAGCUUAUAUAAUAAUAAAAUUACUUUUCUCCA